AUAUUGUGGCGACUGCAGUAAGUCAGCCACCACUUGUGCGUGAUGCUCACGGAGGAAGAGCUGCCCGGUUGUUGUUGCCCAAAGCAUUUGCCUUGCUCGGAGAGCAGUUGCAUUGGCAUAGCGUUGCUUCUCUGCAGCAUGGGCAGCCCUUUCUUUGGCCACGGUGGCCUCCAGCUCAGCCUGAGCAUUCUCUGCUCUUUCUCGAGCUUUUUUCGCUUCUGCGCGAGUCUUUUCAGCCUCAACUUGAACCUUCUCCGCUUCUGCUCGAGCCCUCUCAGCCUCAGCUCGAGCCUUUUCUGCUCCGACUCAAGCAGCCCGCUCUUGCUCAAGCAACUCCUCAUUCUCCUUCAGCGCGUUUAUUCAUCAUGUCGUUCAAUCCGUUGUCUGUUAUCCUAAAAGAAAAUCAACUCACCGGUCCUAAUUACAUUGAUUGGAAAAGGAACUUAGACAUAGUGUUGACUGCUGAAAGCUAUAAGUAUGUGCUGACUGAGGCUUGUCCUGAUGUGCCGGCUGAUAAUGCCCCAGAUGAGGAGAAACAGGAGUAUGCUCGGUGGAAGAAGGCUGAUGAAAUGGCGAAGUGUUACAUUCUGGCUUCUAUGUCAAAUGUCCUUCAACAUCAGCAUCAGUCAAUGGCCACUGCUGCAGAUAUGCUUCUGAACCUCAAGGAACUGUUUGGGCAUCAGUCAAGGGCUGUAAGACAAGAGGCUUUAAGUUCUCUGAUGAACACGCGCAUGGCAGAGGGUACACCCGUAAGGGAUCAUGCUCUCAAGGUCAUGGCGCAGCUGAGUGAGCUAGAGGUUCUUGGAGGUUUUAUUGAUGGGGAAACCCAG
Molecule: messenger RNA, 830 nt
Organism: Striga hermonthica
Lineage: Eukaryota; Viridiplantae; Streptophyta; Magnoliopsida; Lamiales; Orobanchaceae
Source: the annotation of a GenBank genome assembly